This is a messenger RNA of Mauremys mutica (yellowpond turtle), 1493 nucleotides long. RefSeq names its product maestro heat-like repeat-containing protein family member 1. Lineage: Eukaryota; Metazoa; Chordata; Testudines; Geoemydidae. Gene Ontology annotation, cellular component: cytoplasm. Bases 238 to 969 code for a protein of 243 amino acids. The record is from RefSeq and is a predicted model, not a curated record. The transcript is spliced from 10 exons.
CCAUCACGGUGAUCCAGCAGCACCUCCAGGGCAGAGCUGAGCUGGUGGCGGACAGGGCCAAACAGCUCCGCUUCCUCCAGGCUGUGCCGCGUCUCUGCUUCUCGGCACACAAGCAGGGGCGGGACACCCUGGAGCCCCCGGUCUCCAAAGCGGCCCUCGUGGGGAGCAUUGCGCAAACUGAAGCCACCGCUUGCCCUGGAGCUAGAAUCUCGCCUCCUGCGGGCUCUUCUGAACAGGAUGUGCACCCUGGGCACUGGGCAGGACAUCACACACUUCCGGGCUCUGUACAUCAACUAUUCACAGAGCCUGGACAUCCUGCUCAGGGGCCUGCUGACAGAGACCCCCACCAUGGAGAAGCUGCAGCACCUCCUGGAGCACGUCCAUCCCUCUCUCCUGUCAAACAACACCCAGGAGAGAGCCAGGGCCGUCCAGACCAGCGCGGCCCUGCUCCAGUUUUCCACCUCCCUGCCUGGAUUUGACACCUCCUCCGCCUUCUCCAAGGCAGGUGAAUUUGUGCUGCAGCUGGGUCUCUGUGUAUCUCACCCAGCCAAUAACAUCAGUCGGCAAGCCAGGGGUGGGAUCUACUGGCUGCACAAGCUCCUGCUUCAGAAGAAGGGGCUCAACACCAGAGAGGCCCCAGACCUGUGGUGCCGGGACGGGCUCCAGGACCCCGAGCGCCUGGGGUAUAGAAACCUGGCCAGGGUGGGAGAGGUCUUUGGCGAGCUCUUCACGGAAGAGCAGAAAAGAUCUUUCCUCCAGGUGGGGCUGCUGGCCAUCCACGACCCCCUACUCCGCGUCAGCCAGGCUGGCCUGGUGCUGACCUAUUCCAUCUUGGGGGAAGCUGGCCAGCUGCUAGAGGACGAGCAGGGGGACAUUACAGCCAACAUCAUGGUCCAGCUAUUUAACAUCAGGGCCUUGGGCCAGGUGCCCGAUGCACUGCAGGGGCUGUGCUCUGUGGGGCAGCAUUGAAGACCCCCCCUCUUCGCAUGACCAGCUCCCACCCCCUGCCGCAGCAGCUGCAAGGAGCCGACCCGACUGCCGACUGCCGAGCGCCAGCUGCUACGGAAAGAUCACCCCCCACUGCUGGAGGAACCUACAGCUUCGCGAUCGCUAACACCAGCUGGAGCCCGUUCCCGCCCGCCUCAACUGCCGGAGGAGACGCCCACUGACCAACUGCUACUCCCCAUGGGUAAGUACCCCACUACACCCCAGCCCCGGACCCCCCGGGGGGACCCCCCCUCAGCCCCGCUAUCGGGAGUUACCUGCACUGCGCCGCUGCUGCAGGGGCUACCUGGGGAGCCCCACCGCGUGCUCCGGCCACUGCCUGAGACGCGGAAGAGUCCCUGCCCCAAGCCCCGCCACGUGCCCCAGCUGCUGCUGCCCUGGUGAUCAGGGGAGCCCCCUGGUGUGCCGCUCCUACUCGGGCCGCCGGGGGACCCCUGCCCCACGCACCGGCCGCCUCCACCCGAGCGGCCAGGGAAUCCCAGCCCCGC